This is a messenger RNA of Trichomonas vaginalis G3, 1536 nucleotides long. RefSeq lists its product as uncharacterized. NCBI's taxonomy places the organism in Eukaryota, Parabasalia, Trichomonadida, Trichomonadidae. The record is from RefSeq and is a predicted model, not a curated record. Bases 1 to 1536 code for a protein of 511 amino acids. The transcript has a single exon.
AUGCUUACUCUAUUAUUUCCAAUCUUGACACGUCAAGAAGUAACAUGCGAUAAAAUUACUACACAUCUUAAGUUUCGUGAACCAAUCUCUCUAACCUGCACAGGAUUAUCUCAGGAUCAAAGUUAUAAAGUUAGGGUUACUGGAAGUGAUUACCCUGCUACUUUAUCAAAUUCAAAUACAUUAACAUUUAAGGUCACGGAGGUAUUUGAAAUCAAAUCUUUUGCGUUAAUACAAGAUAGAAAUACUAUUAUUUAUAGGCAGGAUGUAAUAUUUGAAUCAAAUCCCAUAAUGGAUGAUCUAAGAAUUCAGAAACCAGUGAUUUCAGGUAGAUGGUCUUUAAUCAAUCCAAUAUUUUAUUUUGGUUCUAGGUAUUAUGGAACAGGAGAAGAUAAAGUUGAAUUGGCCAUUAGUGAUAAUAGAAAUGAAAACUCAUUUGAUGACAAUAUGAUUCAUUUAUAUGAUAAUGAAAAUUGCUUCAUUCCUGGAAAUUUACCAGCAGGAGAUUAUUAUCUUUUUGCUCGUAUUCGAUACAUUGAUGGUGAGACUACCAAGGUCUCAAAAAUAAUUUGGGUGGACAUAAAUGUUCAAACACCAAGCAUCAAAAGUGAAUUCAGUGUAAUGCUUUCUUCUGACAAAAGUGUAUUCAAUCCAAAUAAAGAUAUUUGGUUUUACAUAACUGCUGCACCUUCAGUUCCACAUUUCAAAAUUAUGUGGAAAUUUGGUGAGUAUUCAACAGAUUUAGACCAAUAUACACAAUGGGGCGAUUAUCAAGAUCCUGUUGAUUAUCGUAGAGCUUUAAGAUUCGAAAUUAAAUCUCCAAAUGAUAUUACUGAUAUUCAAAACGGCAUAGUAUUUAUUUCGAUUGAUACAAAAACAUCUGAAAUCUUAAAUUACACCGAGAUCAACAAUGUUAGAUUUCUUCCAUUUUUAAUUUUAGAAGGCUAUCAAAUAGAUCAACCAAAGUAUAAUGAUGAAUAUGUAUUACAAGAAGGGGAUUUAAUUACUGGAACCAUUUCUUUUAAAAAUGAAAUUAGUAUUGAGCACAUGACUGUAUCUGGUUUUGGUUCUGAAGGAACAAUUUACUCAAUUCCAAACGAAAACAAAAAGAUUCGGUUCGAGCUUCUCAAAAAAUCCGAUUACCCUAGUGUUAUCGAUGUCGAUGAGGUAAAUGCGCGACAACGAAUUAUUUUAGAUUUUUAUAAUUUGGAUAUGAGUAUAAAUAUCAAUAAAAAUUUGCCUUUUUCAGGUAUAAUUCAAGGCAAUAUCAAGAUCAAAACAAAUAUUGGCUACAGAACCAAAAUGCAAUUUAUUGCAAAAUUUGGUGAAUUCGAAGCGGAUAUUCAAUCAUAUAAUUUUAAUAUUGUUACACGUUCAGCUGAUAGGGAUUUUACAAUUGAUCUCGGAGAUAAAAUCAAAUAUGAUGUUAAUGGAACAUUGCCUUCUCGAAUCACAUUUGCAAUAGUUAUAGAUAAUAUUAUAAUGGUGCAUAAAUCUGCCGACUUUUCAAUUUUUAACCCCCAAUUAUCGAAUCAAUAA